AUGUUUGGCAGACAGUUAUAUCAACAGAAGUUCGGCACGGCGAUGGGUAGCCCCGUAUCUCAAAUCGUUGCCAACUUAUACAUGGAAGAUUUAGAACAGACAGCCAUCAAUACAGCGUCUGAACAUAUCAAACCCAGAUUUUGGAAACGCUAUGUAGAUGACAUUCUGGCGGUGGUUACCAAGGGAUCCACACGCAUCCUCGAUGAUCAUCUCAACUCAAUACAUACGUCCGGCAACAUACAAUUCACCUCUGAAGUAAUGGGAAACAACAGCAUUCCUUUCCUAGACACGAAGAUUGUGAGCAGAAAAGAUGGUACGAUUAAAACCGUGGUCUACCGGAAGAAGACCCAUACCAAUCAAUAUCUGAACUUUCAGUUUCACCACCCGAUAAUUCACAAACUGGGAGUCGUCCGCACACUACUUGAUAGAGCGAACACCGUUGUAACGGAACCGGAAGAUUUACGCGCCGAGGAACUUGAGAUUCGACACGCACUUCGAAAUUGCGGCUACCCAAACUGGACAAUUGAAGACACAAAACGGAAAAUAGAAAUAAAAGUUACCAACAACAAAUUGAAAAAGAAGGGGAACGACUUGAAAACGAAAAAUAGGGGGUUGGUUAUCAUUCCAUACAUCAAGGGCAUGUCCGAGAGGUUAGCCCGCACUAAGGACAUUCAACAUCUCUUCAGCUUUCAAACCCCACAAGACCAUCAGGAACGUCUUAGUUCAUUCCAAGGAUAA
This is a messenger RNA of Priapulus caudatus, 738 nucleotides long. RefSeq lists its product as uncharacterized. Bases 1 to 738 code for a protein of 245 amino acids. The transcript has a single exon. Lineage: Eukaryota; Metazoa; Priapulida; Priapulimorpha; Priapulimorphida; Priapulidae. The record is from RefSeq and is a predicted model, not a curated record.